Molecule: messenger RNA, 4825 nt
Organism: Paramisgurnus dabryanus
Lineage: Eukaryota; Metazoa; Chordata; Actinopteri; Cypriniformes; Cobitidae
Source: RefSeq, a predicted model, not a curated record
GUCUCAGAGAUUUGAUCUCAAAAGGUUACAUUACUCUUGAAGGAUUAAAUCACUCAAUCAAAACAUUCCCUUACAAGUACUCUGACAAGGUCAACAAACCAAAGGCAAUUCUAAAAUCAGGCCUAGUUAAAGGAUCAAUUGGGGGUAAUGGUCAUGAAAAUUGGUGUUUGUUGCGCUUACUUCCUUUAAUGAUUUGGGAUUGCAUCCCAGAACACGAGCCAUCAUGGGAAAUAUUAAUGGAUCUAAAAGAAAUUGUAGAAAUUGUCCUAUCACACAGUCUCUCUGAAGAAACUCUGUGUUACUUGUCAUGUAAAUUGGCAGAUCACCGCUUGCUUCUGACUUCCACGUUUCCAGACUUCAAAUUAAAGCCGAAGCACCACUUCAUUGACCACUACCCACAACUGACAAAAUGCUUUGGACCUUUGGUGAACUUGUGGACUAUGCGAUAUGAGUCCAAGCACUCAUUCUUUAAGAAUGUAGCACGUGAUGUUCACAAUGUGAAAAAUUUGCUGCUUACUCUUUCUGUUAAACAUCAGCAAAUGAUUGCCUAUCAUUUGAAUGCUCAAAGCCUUUUGAAAUCAGAGUUAUAUGUUGAAAAAGUGGAUGUGGUUAAAAUAUCACUGUUAGAUGCAAAACUGAAAUGUGCUAUACAAGGAAAGUUUCCUCAUGUGUACACUGUGUCACUGUCCAAAAAUGUUUGGCUGUAUGGAACUCAAUAUGCUAAGGACAUGAUUAUAUCUGCUGGACAAUGCAAUGGACAGCCUGAGUUCUUCAAGAUAGAGCGCAUGUUGCUCUGUCCUGACAAAGUCUCCUUUGUAUCUAAAAGACUUUCUGCCUGGUAUAUUGAACACUUGAGAUCUUAUGAACUUGUGGAAAGCAACUAUGCUGACAUGGUUGUACUUGAUCUUGAUGACUUAAAUGAUUAUCACCCAUUGAUUCCAUACAGGCUUAGAGACCGAGUCCUUGUGACCCUGAGGAUAUACCUGCACCAUUAAACUUGCCUGAUGGCUUUACUACUGCGAGUUGUCAUUUCUACAACUGAUGCCCGGCGACUUCAGCUUUUUGAAGUGCCACAGUCUGUGGAGUCCCUUAUUAGUAUUCUGAAGGAGAAACUGCAGUUACAAGGCCAGUUCGUCUUGCAGUUUCAGGACCCUGAUUUUGGGAAUGCCCUUUGCAGCCUGACUGACAUCUCGGAACUGCCAAGUGACAAAGCAGUCUUGCAUAUUCAGUGGUGCAAUUCAUCAUUGUCCGAACCCAGCCUUUCUGUGUCAUCUCUUGAUACUGCUAGUGUUGAUGACUCUGAUGGAUCCUUUACCAGCUCCACACCCUCUGUACAAAGGUAUUUGCGCACAGCCUCAGAAUGGCCACUGCCAUUCCCCAUCCCACCCCUGUCAUUUGAUGUCGAGCUAAAACUACGACGAGGGAAUGAGACAUAUGCAGAAACACAGACAGGCAUUGAUGUGACCAGAGACAUAAAGAUGGAGAUUCUUGAUAAAAUAGUUCAGGCUGUUUUUGACAUAAAGGCAUAUCCCAACAAUCAAGAAAUUGAGUCCAUUGCAUCUGCACUGAUUUCCAAGUAUCCAUGCCUUAAGGAGCCUGGCAAAGGUAAGGGCUAUGAAGGAUGGUUGAUCAGCCUAAAGAACAAGCUAAACAAUUACCGUUCAAAAUUGAGAGCAGCAGGCUGCAAUGAAGUUAGUGUGAACAAGAAGCGUAAGGAUGUUGAACAUGGACAUGGUUUCACCAUGAAAAAAGCAAAGCGUGGAGAAGUGAAUUUUGUCCCGGAACAUCCAUGCAACCAUACUGACGCUUCACUUGAAGAACAAAGACUUUUAUUGAUCGAUGAAACCAAAAAGGCAAGAAGCAACAUGGUGGUCAUAAGUGAAAAAAUGGAAUUAACUUUUUCCCUGAGGAGAAAAGAAGUGGUAGAAGAUCAACCAAUGGUUGUAGACGUGCAACAGAGGUGGCCUGCACUUUUUCUCCAGGAACAGAUUGCUGAGGAAUUCUUCAGAAUCACGAAUAAAGACCUUCUUGACGUCUUCAGGGCAGCAACAGACAGAUUUACACCUAAGCUCUUGAAAGUAUACAGAGCUCGAAAAGCUGCAUUUGGAGAGGAUAUGGAACAGCUCCUAGAAAGACUUGAUGAAAGGAUGACAGAUAUUGGUAAUCACAGAAGGACUACUGCUUUGAAAGGCCUGCCUUUGUUUCUUCGAGAGGACCCAAACAAGCUGUUCAAGACAUGCAAAGACACCGAAGAUGGGGCAAAAGGAGUGUCUAUUGCCAUUCUGUGUGUUUUGGAAGAUGACACCCAGGCGACAUCACCCGAGGUGGUAAACAUUGCUGUGGUGUUGGAGCAGGUCGUCGUUUUGAAAGAUCUCCCAGAUAUUUCUACUGCUCUUGCAUACCUUUUUGGCCUUCUGUAUGCAUUAAACAUGUCCUAUCCUCAAGCUCUUAAGUACACUUUUGACACCAUUCAGAAUGUUUUCAUGGAGCUGGGAUCUGGAUGCACCAAACGUGUGCUUUCUCUGAAGAACAAACUGUUGUAAAGAAAAUCAGAACAGUGUUUUGGCAUCCUUUUUGAUGUUCAUUUGUUACAAGACACUUUGAUACAAGGUCUGUUUUUUUUUUUUUUUUUUUUGCAUCUCUAUUUCUUGUUACAGGUGUCAAACUUUUCCAAAUGCACCAAUUGUGUGCUUUCUCUGAAGAACAAACUGUUGUAAAGAAAACCAGAACAGUGUUUUGGGAUCCUUUGUGGCAUUCAUUUGUUACAAGACCUAAAGUGCGCUUGGAUACAAGAUCUGCAGUUUUUUUUUUUUGCAUCUCUAUUUCUUGUUACAGAUGUCAAACUGUUCCAAAUGCACCAAACGUGUGCUUUCUAUGAAGAACAAACUGUUAUAAAGAAAAUCAGAACAGUGUUUUGGGAUCCUUUUUGAUGUUCAUUUGUUACAAGACCUAAAGUGCGCUUGCCUGGAUACAAGGUCUGCGUUUUUUUUCAUCUCUAUUUCUUGUUACAGAUGUCAAACUGUUCCAAAUGAACCAAACGUGUGCUUUCUCUGAAGAACAAACUGUUGUAAAGAAAAUCAGAACAGUGUUUUGGGAUCCUUUUUGAUGUAUCCAAGCGCACUUUAGGUCUUGUAACAAAUGAACAAGGUAUGUUUUUUGUUUUUUUGCACCUCUAUUUCUUGAUACAGGUGUCAAACUGUUCCAAAUGCACCAAUUGUGUGCUUUCUCUGAAGAACAAACUGUUGUAAAAAAAUCAGAACAGUGUUUUGGGAUCCUUUGUGGCAUUCAUUUGUUACAAGACCUAAAGUGCAACUUGGAUACAAUGUGAUUCUUUUGGUUGGCAUCUUUUUCUUGUCGUCAGAUGUCAGACUGUUCUUAAUGUGUUUUAUAAUUGUAAUUUUGUAUUACAGCAUACCAUACCAGGUUAGUGGUUGCAGUAAGCAUGUCUGUUCUUAUAUAAGGAUGUUUAAAAUUGAAAUUGAUAAAGGGAUAGUUCAUCAAAAAGUGAAAAUUGUCACAUUUUGUCACUCUUAUUUUCUUACAAACCUCUAUAAAUGGCCAAGUUCCGAGGAACAUGAAGAAGAAUGCUUUGAGGAAUGUUUGUAACCAAACGUUCAUGUGCCCCAUUCACUUUUAUAGUAGGAAAAAGAAUACUAAAGAAAUGAAUGAGGUUCAUGAUCUGUUUGGUUACAAACAUUCUUCAAAAUAUCUUAUGUUCAUCAGAACAAAUACAUUUAUACAGGUUUGUAACAUCAUGGGAGUAAGAAAAUGACACAAUUUUCAAUUUUGGGUGAACUAUCCUUUUAAAUAAAACUGUACAAGUGUUUUAAAUGUUGGUUUAAAUGUGGUAAUUUGAAAGGUUUUAGAUUACGGAACAUGUCAAGAUAUUAAAAACAUUUUAUUGUUGGAUACAAAGAAAAAUCCUAAAUUGAUACAGUACCAACAAGUUUUAUGCUGUUUUUGUGUACAGUUGAGUGAUUUUAUGAGAAAUUGUAUUGCACUGAUUUUUGUUGCUGUUAAAAAUGGUCUGUAUGCUUAUUGUAUGCAAAGUUUAAGUUCCUACUGAAGAUCUUUGUGCAGCUGCUGUGUCACAACUUUAAAGAAAAGUUAAAUAUUGUGAACAGAGUUUGGGCUUUUGUAGCAUCUUAUUUCUAAUUGAAAUAAAUGAUGAUGAUAAGUAAAUGGUUUAUGUCUUUAUUUUGCCAAUUGAAAACUUUUCAUCCACAAAACAUAAAAAAGCUAAUUAACUGAACAACAGCAAUUGUGGUGACACAAAUAUCAUUAUUAGGAAAAUUAAAAAAUCUGAAUUGCGUAAACAAGCAAGUGUUAGUUGGCUAACAUGCAUAAUAAUUUGGCUAAUUGAAAAUUCUUCAUCCACAGAACAUAAAAAAGCAAAUUAACUGAACAAUAGCAAUUGGUGUAAAACAAAUAUCUUAAUUAGGAAAAUUUGAAAAUCAGAAUUGCAAAAACAAGCAAGUGUAAGUUGGCUGAACAUCGUAUUAUUACUAUGUGUAAUUAUUAAAAAUACAUUGAGACAAUACAAAAGUCUUAAUGCAUCAGGUUGACUGACUUUUUUACGUUUUCGCAGCAAUUUUUUUUUUACAGUGCAUGUACCCAUCCUCUGAUUGGGAUGUGGUGGAACGGGAGCUUUGUGCCCUGGAUGUGCAUCCCACAAAUCUUCAUCAACUGCAAGAUGCUAUCCUAUCAAUAUGGGCCAACAUUUCUAAAGAAUGCUUUCAGCACAUUGUUGAAUCAAUACCAUAUGGAAUUAAGGCAGUUCUGAAGGCGAAAGGUGGUCAAACUAGUAUGGUGUUCCUUUAGGUGA